This is a messenger RNA of Penicillium waksmanii, 633 nucleotides long. RefSeq lists its product as uncharacterized. The transcript is spliced from 2 exons. Gene Ontology annotation, cellular component: nucleus. Lineage: Eukaryota; Fungi; Ascomycota; Eurotiomycetes; Eurotiales; Aspergillaceae. The coding region runs from base 1 to 633 and encodes 210 amino acids. The record is from RefSeq and is a predicted model, not a curated record. Gene Ontology annotation, biological process: regulation of transcription by RNA polymerase II.
AUGAACGACCCAAUAUUCCCGGAGGCGAAUCACCAUCGCCGUGCCAUCACCGUUAGACGAAACCGAGAACCUCCACGAAACGACGAUGGAAACAUUAUCUGUGAGCAUGCUGACUGCCAAGAUGAUCAACCCACAUUUCGUCUUCCAUCUCAAUGGAACAAACAUAUGGACAGACAUGAGCGACCUUACAAAUGUUUCGAGUCCGGCUGUGAGGAAAAGCUAGCGUUCGUCUCGAGUGGUGACUAUCUGCGGCAUCAACGAGAAGUCCACGACAGCGGCAGAAAGCCUAGGUAUUCUAAAUUUUGUCCAUCUGAGGGAUGUCGUCGCCAUAUUUCUGAGCCUUUCGCGAGAACCGAGAACUUGCGAGAGCAUAUACGGCGUAUGCAUAAAUCGGAGGCCAACAGCUACCUCGAAUUACGGGAAAGAAUAUCUGCCGAGCCUAGUACCCAAAAGAACGCUUCUCUCGGACCGCACGGCGUUCGCGACCCAGCUACAUGCCUUUCUCAUGACAAUAUUCUACAAAUGGAGGCAGACUCUCUCCGCGACAUUAUCAUGGAAAAGGACCGACGUAUUCAGGAGCUUGAGCGACAGACAAUGGAAUUGGAAGCAACGAAUCAUGGUCCCCAGAACUAG